AAGAGCUGUUUCGGAAGUUCCGGGCAUUAGCCUAUGUGGCGGGACGUGAGGCCACCAUGUUUGUUAAGGGAAGGGGACGCGGAGGAAGCUGACAAGUUUCCCUCUCGUCACUCUAUGCUCGCCACCUGAAGCGGGUCCUGGAUUAUGGCGGCUUCUGCGCCCACCCCGCCGGCGACUGGUUUUCCAGCGGAAGGUAGAUGCGGUUACUUUGUGGAAAAGAAGAAGCGGUUCUGCAGGAUGGUGGUGGCCGCCGGGAAAAGGUUCUGUGGCGAACACGCCGGAGCCGCGGAGGAAGAAAAUACUCGUAAAAGAAUCCUGUGUCCUUUAGAUCCAAAACACACAGUAUAUGAAGAUCAGCUAGCAAAGCAUUUGAAAAAAUGUAACGCAAGAGAGAAGCCAAAACCUGAUUUCUUUAUUCAAGAUAUUAAUGCAGGCUUAACAGAUGAAACAGAAAUACUCGAACAAUUAGUCCCAAUUUCUUCUCUAUCUGAAGAGCAGUUGGAAAACUUAAUUAAGAAAUUGAGGAAAGCAAGUGAAGGUUUGAAUUCUACACUUAAGCAUCAUAUUAUGUCCCAUCCAGCAUUACAUGAUGCCCUUAACGACCCUAAUAAUGGUGAUUCUGCAACCAAGCACCUGAAACAGCAGGCUUCUAUUUUAGGUAACAUUGAAAAAUUAAAGUUACUUGGUCCAAGAAGAUGUUUUGUUGAGUUUGGAGCAGGAAAGGGAAAAUUAUCUCAUUGGGUUGAUAUUGCCUUAAAAGAUGCUGAAAAAGUUCACUUCAUCCUUGUAGAAAAGGGGACCACAAGAUUCAAGGUAGAUGGUAAACACAGAAAGAAAAACUCAGUAUUUGAAAGACUGCAAAUUGAUAUUCAACACUUGUGUCUGAACAAAAUUCCUGUGCUGAGGGAAGGAAAACUACCUGUGGUAGGAAUUGGAAAGCAUCUGUGUGGAGUGGCAACAGAUCUUGCAUUACGAUGUUUGAUUGAAACCUAUGCUGCCAGUUGUGAGGAAAGAAAUGAAGAGCCUUUAGCCAAACGCAUAAAGAAUGAUAAAACAGAAAAAGAAAUUAACACUUUGGCCAAGGAAAGAAAUGAAAAUAUUGUUCCAGAGAAGUGGACCCCUGUGGCUGGCAUUGUUAUUGCACUCUGUUGUCACCACAGGUGUGAUUGGAGACAUUAUGUGGGCAAAGAAUAUUUCAGGACUUUAGGCCUGGGAGCAGUGGAAUUCCACUAUUUCCAGCGAAUGAGUAGCUGGGCGACUUGUGGGAUGCGGAAGACAUCUUUGGAAACCUCAACUAUGACCACACAGCCAAAGGGUAAUCAGAAAGAUGAUGAAGAGCAUGAUGAUGGAGGAUACAGGAUCACGGAUGACAGUGCUGAUAGUUUGCCUGGGCUUCUUACUGUUGAAGAAAAGAAGAAAAUAGGGCACCUCUGUAAAUUGCUGAUUGAUCAAGGCCGAGUCAAGUAUUUGCAGCAGAAAGGAUUCAGUCCUGCUUUACAGUACUAUACAGAUCCUCUGGUGUCUUUGGAAAAUGUGUUGUUAACCGCUUUACCAAACCAUUCAUCGCCAGAAACAACUGCUUAAUGGAAAAGAAAUUUGAACAGCAGCUGUCUUCCACGAAAAAGGGAUUUUUUUUAAUUAUAUUUUUAUACUCAUCACAAUACAGGUGUAAUUUAAAUAACAAAUAAUAUGAACUUUCAUAAAUUCUGUGGCCUCAUUAAACUUUGGUAAUAGCUUUGUUUUUUACUUCAGAAGAAGCCCAAACAUUAGGAAAUUCACCGAGUUCCCAAAGUAAUCUUCUUUAGCGGAUCAUCCUGAAUUAGAUUAUUCAGCUGGUAAAUUCGUCAAACAUUUGACUUGAUUAUCUGAAAUACACAUAACACAUUGAAACAUAAUUGGAGUAUUAUCUUUCUGUUUGCAUUCAUUUUAAAAAUUUAUUUUCCCUUGGAUUUAUUUAAUAUUAAUUUAUCAAUUAAUGAUCAGUUGUCAAUUUGUAUUGAGGGCCAAUCUGAGAAUUUGGCUUAUUUGAGGAUUUUUUCCAUGCCCAUCUGGAAAGAAUAAUCAAUUGUGAUUUUCUCAAAUGCAAAUUCAGAGCUGUUCACAGUUAGUAAAAUUUCCUUUAUAUUUCUAAAGCCAUACCUGCAUUUAUAUAUUAUCAGGAUUUGUCCAUGACAAACUCCAAAACUGAAGAGAUAUUUUCAAGAAAAAAAACUAUUUGAUUUCAUUCCUGUGUUAGCUAGAACUUCUAUAAAGAUACUUGUAAGAAUAAUAUAAAAUUUAGUUUGAAAUUUGCAAAUAGCUUCUGAAGUUAUUAGCUAUCUUGUUAUUUUUUAUCAGGUGUGUUUUUUUAAUAUAUGUAAGGAAUAACUAAUUCUCUCCUGUUGGAGAAAAGAAUUUGGGAUAAAGUAGAAAUUAGAUAAUGAAACCAAAAAUGUACUCACAUUUAGGUCUUAUUUAAUUCACAAAUAGUUUCUGCGCACAAGCAAAUAUUAAACCAAACAUAUUGGUAGGGCUGUUAUUCUCUUCUACAUUAUCCUUGACUUUUUUUCCUGCCUUGAUUUCUAAAAACUGCCUUAAUUAUUGGUACAUUUGCUAAGACAAAGGUCCAAAAUGAUACUUUUGGAUACUAUAAUGACAUCCUGAGUUAACCAUUUUGAUCUUGAAGGUCUGUGAUUACAUGGCUUAAAAGUAAAGAAGCCUAGCCCAUUUUUAAUUUGUCUUUAGCUUCCUCUUAAAAUAGAGAUGAUAACAAUAAAACCUACCUCAUAAGGUGGUUAUAAGCUAAAAGGGAGAUAUAACAAAGUAAAAUGCUUAGAACAGUUCAAAGCACAAAGUACUUAGUAAAUAAUAACUAGUAGUAGUAAUUCAUGACUUCAAUAAUAUAAUGAGCAGGCUUUGGGUUUAUGAUCUCUUAAGUUGUUAAUGCUUUUUCUCUUGUUACAAGUUUCAUGUCAAAUAUUACUAAAAAUAAGACAAUUUGUUAUUUUUUAAAUGAGUUAUUCAUGCCUCCCAAUCAAGAACAUAAAUAAUGACAAUACAUCAUUCAGUAAUCACCGCUCUUUUUCUGCGUCAGGCAAUGCUGAUUUCUGUCAUAAACUUUGUUAUAAUUCAAUAAUUUAUGCCCAGAAAUAAAGGAUAUUCUGUGGCAGGCAUAA
Molecule: messenger RNA, 3155 nt
Organism: Oryctolagus cuniculus (rabbit)
Lineage: Eukaryota; Metazoa; Chordata; Mammalia; Lagomorpha; Leporidae
Gene: TRMT13
Product: tRNA methyltransferase 13
Biological process (GO): tRNA methylation
Source: RefSeq, a predicted model, not a curated record